UUAGCAAAAUGUUAUUAAAUUUCACAUUGAAUAUAUCAAUUUUUAUUUAAAACUUAAUUUAACAUAAAAAAUAAGUUCUUACAAUUGCAAGUUGGAAAUUCCACUGCAAAAAAAUUACAAUAUGAUUAUGUUCAACCGUUUUUUAAGACAAUUAAUUAACAUAAAGCCUUUAAGAUUAAAUUAUAAUCAGCAAUGUUGUAGCAAUGUAAGAUGUGUGUCUACAGUUAAAGAUUUUCGGAAAAAGACAGAAACAUUUUYGUUUAAUGCUGAGCAGAAUAAUGAUGCUGACUCUGAUAUUUUUGGAACAUUAACUGAUAGAAUUGAAAUUAAUGAAAAAUUGGAUUCUUUACCUCCGGAAGAUGAUGAUAAAAUAGAAUAUGAUAAAGAUGAACAACACAAAAGAUUACAUAUUACUGAGUACCACAAAAUUAUUCAAGAACUCAUUAAACAACAUAAAAUUGCAGAUGCGAUAGAUGUACUUGAAACAAGGAUGUUAAAAGAUGAAAGAGCCAAACCAGAUUAUUAUGUAUAUAAUCUUUUAAUCGGUACUUGUGGUAAAGUUGGUUAUGUUCAAAAAGCUUUUCAUUUAUUUAACCAGAUGAAAAAAAGUGGCAUUAAGACUACACCGGCUACAUAUACUUGUUUAUUUAAUGCGUGUGCCAAUUCACCAUAUAAAGAUGAUGCGUUAAAGAGAGCUAAAAAAUUACAUAAUUUGAUGAGUUUAAAAUCAAUUGAACCUAACAUUUUUAACUACCAUGCAAUGAUCAAAGCCUUUGGAAGAACAGGAGAUUUAUUAACUGCAUUUUCUUUGGUUGAUGAAAUGUUGACAAAAAAAUAUAAAUUAAAAGAUGAAACAUUUAAUUUUCUCUUACAAGCAUGCAUAUCAGAUAAAGAAGCUGGUUUUCGUCAUGCCUUACUUGUGUGGAGAAAAAUGAUAUUAAAACGUGUGCGCCCUUCACUAUAUACUUACAAUCUUUUAUUAAAAUGCACAAGAGAAUGUAGUCUUGGUGAUGAGUUUGAAACACGGAAAACUAUUGGUCAAAUAAUUGGUGAUCCUCAUUUACUAACAACUGAAUCUAAACGUGAAGAAUUGAGUUCUUCAGAAAAGGAUAUACCCAAUACUUUAUUAUGUAAUGAUAAUGAAAAUAAAUUAUCUCUUAUUGAGGAGAAUAGACCAAACCUGUUAGAUACUAAACCUAAUUUUGGUAACAUUGUGGGUAUAACCGAAAUUAAAUCCCCUGAAGACAGAUUAUUAUUAUUAKGUGGUUGUUCCGGAUUUUUAAAAAAUAUGAAAACCAAUGGUAUAAAGCCAGAGGUUAAAAUAUUUACACAACUAUUGGAAGUUAUACCACCAACAUUAUCAGCUGAAAAUCUCUUAUUAAAAGAAAUUUCUAAAAGUAGAAUUAGAGUUGACAUUGAUUUUUGCAAUAUUCUAAUUAAAAAGCGAAGUCUUAGAUUUGAUUAUGAAGAAGCAAAGAAUGUAUUAAAAUUAAUCAACUCAGAAAACUUGAGUGUGGAUAUUGUAACAUUUGGUGUUCUGGCGUUGGGGUGUAAAAAUAAGAACGAAGCUAAAGACCUCAUAAAAAUAAUAGCUGAUCAUGGAUUUCGAGUGAAUGCAGAAAUUUUGGGCACAAUGUUAGCACAAGCAUGUUACCAUUUCAAUUUUGCCUAUGUAAUUUAUGUCAUGAACAUGAUCAAUCACGAAGAAAUUAAACCCAAUAAAAAAUUUAUGGAUCGUUUAAAUCGUUUUAAUAACACAAUUAAAGAUUUAAUGAAAAAAAGACAAAAUAGAGAAAAAGCGGUUCCAGAUUUUAUUCAAAGUUAUUAUUUCAAGGAAGGAUACAGGAAGUUUCAAAAUUUUUAUAAAAAAUGGUUAUUAGAAGUAAUUGUUGAUGAAGAACUACAUCCUUGGGAUCAAUUUAAAAGUCACAAAAAAUAA
Molecule: messenger RNA, 1939 nt
Organism: Diuraphis noxia (Russian wheat aphid)
Lineage: Eukaryota; Metazoa; Arthropoda; Insecta; Hemiptera; Aphididae
Product: pentatricopeptide repeat-containing protein 1, mitochondrial
Biological process (GO): tRNA 3'-end processing
Cellular component (GO): mitochondrial matrix
Molecular function (GO): protein binding; tRNA binding
Source: RefSeq, a predicted model, not a curated record